Molecule: messenger RNA, 1428 nt
Organism: Nicotiana tabacum (common tobacco)
Lineage: Eukaryota; Viridiplantae; Streptophyta; Magnoliopsida; Solanales; Solanaceae
Product: dehydrodolichyl diphosphate synthase CPT3-like
Biological process (GO): polyprenol biosynthetic process
Cellular component (GO): endoplasmic reticulum
Molecular function (GO): ditrans,polycis-polyprenyl diphosphate synthase [(2E,6E)-farnesyl diphosphate specific] activity
Source: RefSeq, a predicted model, not a curated record
UUAAGUCCAUAAUUUUUUUUCAACUACUAUUAAUGGCACUUAAUUAUAGUUUUCCGCUCAUAAGAUAGUAAUUAGAAACACCGGUGUAGCCUUGAUCUAAUUUAGUUUCUUUCUUAAGAAACAUUGCAUACAUUAUAUAGGAAUGCUAAAUACAUACGUUGCUGCUAGUAGGUUAAAAAAGGCCAUCACGCAAAAGCUGUGAAUUGUUGUUAAGUGAUGUUUUCGGUCUCUAUCUCUUUCUCUAAUACAGAACUUUAAUUUGCGUACAUACCGUCAACAAAUGCCCAUAUAAUAUGCUCACACGGAGAACGCUGCAAACAAACUAGAUCCUGCUUCUUCUUUCAUAUAUAAUCCACUUUUUACUUAGCUUUGACUGCACUAUCUCAGCGUCCAUUUGAGGUCUCUUGAACUUGGUUCGGAUUGUAAAAUGUUGAAGAGUAUGGAUGGUUUAGCAGGGAAGUUGUUUGGGAGUUCACUCCUCUACAUGCUUAAACCUUUGUUCCGCAUUUUAUCUGUAGGUCCAACUCCAAACCACGUUGCCUUUAUUCUGGAUGGGAAUCGGAGGUAUGCCAAGAAACGGAAUAUGGCAGUAGGCAAUGGAUACAGAGCUGGAUUUAUGGCUGUCAUGUCAAUGCUCAAAUAUUGCUAUGUAUUAGGUGUCAAAUACAUGACAAUAUAUGCAUUCAGCAUCGAUAAUUUCAAAAGAAGGCCGGAGGAAGUCCAGUAUUUGAUGGACUUAAUGCUGGAGAAAAUCGAAGGAUUACUCCAUAAAGAAAGCGUUGUCAAUCAAUACGGAGUGAGGGUACAUUUCGUAGGAAACCUGAAGCUUCUUACCGAGCCAGUUAGAGUUGCAGCUGAGAAGGCAAUGCAAGCCACUGCCGACAACACCAAUAGCACUCUCCUAAUUUGUGUGGCAUAUUCUUCGACAGAUGAGAUCGUGCAUGCUGUUGAAUCAUCCUGCCAAGAGAAAUGGAAUGAAAUCCAAGAACUUAACGCAAACCAACCUCAAAAUGUUGAAGAAACUAAAGAGAUACGGGAGCUAAAUCAGAUCAUAAAGCUGGUAGAUAUAGAGAGGCAUAUGUACAUGAGAUUGGCACCUGAUCCUGAUAUGUUAAUUCGAACUUCAGGUGAGACUCGCCUUAGCAAUUUCCUCCUUUGGCAAACAACAAGCUGCUUACUGUAUUCGCCAAAGGUAUUGUUUCCUGAGAUUGGUUUGCGACACUUGAUAUGGGCAGUGUUGCACUUCCAGCGACUGUUCCCUCAUUUGGAGAAGAAAAAGCAGUUGUAAAUUUAGUGCUACAGUUCCUCUGUAUUUUACCCUGUUUUUUCCUCGGAUCACUUAUUGCCUAAUAUUUUACCUUCAUUAUAUAGCAUAAUGCUCUCCUCUUAAGAUAAUCUGUCUAUAAUUGCUGCAAAGUACUUUUUAUU